Amphimedon queenslandica is the source of this 495-nucleotide messenger RNA. Its product is annotated as cytochrome c oxidase subunit 6A1, mitochondrial-like. The record is from RefSeq and is a predicted model, not a curated record. Gene Ontology annotation, cellular component: mitochondrial inner membrane; respiratory chain complex IV. Gene Ontology annotation, molecular function: enzyme regulator activity. Gene Ontology annotation, biological process: mitochondrial electron transport, cytochrome c to oxygen. Bases 25 to 393 code for a protein of 122 amino acids. The transcript has a single exon. Lineage: Eukaryota; Metazoa; Porifera; Demospongiae; Haplosclerida; Niphatidae.
AGUGGUUUUUAGAGUGUUUUCAAAAUGGCAGCUGUUUUUCUCCGCUCUUCUUCUCGCCUUAUAAGCUCUUCUCUCUGGAAAAGAGGCUCCCCUAAGAGCGCCUCCAAUUAUGCUCAGAUGGUUCUAGACGGUGAAUCGCACGCUGUAAAAACAACCACACAAUGGAAGCUCAUAUCUCUCCUUAUUGCUGUCCCCGGAAUGCUUUUUGUUGCCAGGAAGGCGUACAGGGCUGAACAGGAUCACCAUCAUCAUAUCGAGGAGCACGGUCGUCCUGAGUUCCUGCCUUACCCUCAUUUAAGGAUCAGGUCUAAGCCGUUCCCUUGGGGCGAUGGUAAUCACUCCCUCUUUCACAAUCCAGAAACCAACGCACUACCUGAAGGCUACGAGGAUUAGAUAAAUAAAUGGAAAAAAGAGACAGCAAACAUUAAGUAGUGUAGCAAUUUAUUAGUUAUAAAAUUUACUUAAUUAAUUCAUAAUUUUGUUAAUAAAUAAAAA